AAUUUAAUUAGGUCUCUUAUUAGUUUUUGGUUUGUGUUCUUUCUUGUUUUCUUGAGUUUCAAGUUAGCAUAAUUUUUCUUGAAAUUUGUUCUGUUUUUUCUCAUAAAAAUGCCACCUUUUGUUGGAUCAAACCCUCUUUCAUAUGGUUUCAGACACAACAACAACAUGGAUUUAAAUUCCAACAUAGUCACCAUUGAUGUUGGUGGCCAUCUUUUUCAAACAACUAAACAAACCCUAAAUCAAGCAGGUUCAAAAUCUCUUUUUUCUACAAUUUCAAGUAAUUUAGAAAAUGAUUCAGUUCCAUUUAUUGAUAGAGACCCUGAAAUUUUCUCUGUUUUACUAUCUCUUUUAAGAACUGGAAAUUUACCCUCAAAAGCUAAAAACUUUGAUAUUCAAGAUUUGAUUUUUGAAGCAAAAUUUUAUGGUGUAGAACAACUUAUUUUGAAUUCCCAGUCAAACCCAUCUCAGUUUGAGCCUUUUGAUCUUGAAAAAUCUCUUCUUUUACCUUUAACUGGUAGAGAUUCACCUUCAGCAAUUUCCACAACAGAAAAUGGUUCAGUUCAAGUAGCUCAUGGUUGUAAAAUUACUUCUUUUGAUUGGUCUUUAAAGAGAAAAUCCACAAUUUUAACUCAAUUUCCAGCUAUUGAUUCUAUGUUGUGUUUGAAUUCAAGAACUGUUGCAGUUGGUGCUACUGAUUUUUCGGGUUUACAGAUUCUUGAUCUUGUUAAGGGUUCUGUUAAAAAGAAUCUUAAUUGGGAAAAUGUGACUAAGUCUGGUUCAACAGUACAAGCAAUUGGAUCAUCAGGUGAAUUCUUGUUUACGAGUUUCGAAUCAUCUAGGAGGAAUUCGAAUUGUAUUAUGGUAUAUGACGUUAACGAUGAUUUUAAACCGGUUACUAAGAUUGGUCAUUAUGAAAUCUUUGGUGCUGAAUUGGAUUCAGCAAUUCCAGCUACUAAGUUAAGAUGGUUACCUAGUCAUAACUUGUUAAUGUCUGCUGGUUCACAUAGUGGUCCUUCUGGUGUACUUGGGAAUAUUAAGUUUUGGGAUUUAAGGUCUGGGAAUACAGUUUGGGAAAUUAAGGAAAACGUUGAUUGUUUCUCCGAUAUCACAGUUUCGGAUAGUUUGUCUGGUAUUUUUAAAGUUGGAGUACACUCGGGCGAGGUUUUUCUUGCUGAUUUGAGGAAUAUUGGUUCUGAGAAUGCUUGGAUUUGUCUUGGUGAUCAAAGAAAGGUAACGAAUGGUAAAAAGGAAGGAAUUGGAUGCAAAAUCGAGAGCCAUGGGAAUCAAGUUUUCUGCACUAAAGGAGGAAAUGUUGAGUUGUGGUCUGAGGUUCUUAUCGAUGGUUCGAUAAAAGGUAGGUUUGGAUCAGAAGGCAGAGUUUUUAGGAAGAACUACAUGGGAAGAGCAAAAGAUUUUUGUGGAAAUCGGAUAACUCACUUCAGCUUUGGAGGGAAUCGAAUGUUUGUUACACGAAAGGAUCAACAAUUUGUUGAGGUUUGGCAGAGUUCAGUUAGGGGAUUUUAGGUUUUUUUUCGCAAGCAUUGGUAGGAGUAGGUCGUGGCAUUGAAGCCAACUUGUUUGGGACUGAGACGCGGUUCAUUGAUUGAUUGAUUGAUUUGUAAGAGAAGGUUAGUUGCUAGCUUUAUUAUUUGUAAAUGUUUAUAUAGUUCAUCAAGCCUGUUAUGUGCACAAGAAUUGUAUUUAUACAAUGCUAAUGAAAUGCCGAAAUGUGAUUCUUUUU
Molecule: messenger RNA, 1741 nt
Organism: Solanum verrucosum
Lineage: Eukaryota; Viridiplantae; Streptophyta; Magnoliopsida; Solanales; Solanaceae
Product: BTB/POZ domain-containing protein At5g41330-like
Exons: 1
Coding region: 109-1524 (471 amino acids)
Biological process (GO): protein homooligomerization
Molecular function (GO): protein binding
Source: RefSeq, a predicted model, not a curated record